AAAUCAGUGGUUUGUGUAUAGAUUCUUUUUUUUUAAUUUAGGAUUGAAGUUUUUAAACUGGAAAGUAAUUAUAAUUUUGAACAGUUUUUUGAGAUUAUCACAUUUAAUUUAUACAUAUGCAAGAAGCUUUUUGUCUUGUGUCUUUCUGAUAGCUCUAGCAGUUUUCAUAUUUUGGUCAUAGUUUCAGCAUUUUAACAUGUGAAUGAUGGGGUUUCAUGCUGGUUUCCAGAUUUUAUUGUUCGGCUACAUACGAUGGAACUUUAAGUUAUAUAUAUAUACAUUAUUCUAAGGGGGGAAAUGUUAUAUUUUUCUGUUUCAAUAAGAGAUGAAUACAGUGGAUACUUUUUCUAUUGGUAAUGAUUAGUUCACCUCAUUCAGAAGACAUUUUCUUUCUCUUCUAAGUAACCGAAAUAAAAUCUGGCCUUUGUGAAACCCUGGAAAUACCACGACUCUCAACUAGAAACACCAAUACCAGCUCCUCCGCGAGUUUCCAGCUCCACAAUCAAAGACAUCAGAGGCGGCAUUGGCUCCUCACAUAGAUUCCAGCUCCAGGACCCUCAUAUUUGAACCGCAGGACCAUCUCAUCCCUGGAUCUCCAGCUCCACUCAAAUUAGAACAACAUCAGCUCCUCCCCAGGUCUCCAGGUGCACAGCCCUCGAACGGGAACGUCAGCUCCUCCCCGGGUCUCCAGCUACACGGCCCUAAAACUAGGACAUCAGCUCCCACCUGGGUCACCAGCUGCACCACGCUCAAACUGGAACAUCAGAUCCCCAUGGGUCUCCAGAUGCAGGGCCCUCAAACUGGAACAUCAGCUCCCCACCAGAUCUCCAGCUGCACGGCCCUCAAACUGGAACAUCAGCUCCCCGCUGGGUCUCCAGCUGCACGGCCUGCAAACUGGAACAUGAGCUCCCCACCGGGUCUCCAGCUGCAUGGCCCUCAAACUGGAACAUCAGCUCCCCACCAAAUCUCCAGCUGCACGGCCCUCAAACUGGAAUAUCAGCUCCACCCCGGGCUCCAGGUGCACAGCCCUCAAACUGCAACUUCAGCUCCCAGCCAGGUAUCCAGCUGCAUGGCCCUCAAACUGCAACAUCAGUUCCACCCCGGGUCUCCAGCUUCACAGCCCUCAAACUGGAACAUCAGCUCCCCGCCCAGGUCUCCAGCUCCACGGCCCUCAAUCUGUGACAUCAGCUCCCAACCAGGUCUCCAGAUGCAUGGCCCUCAAACUGAAACAUCGGCUCCCCACCGGGUCUCCAGCUGGAUGGCCUUAAACUGGAACAUCAGCUCCCAGGCCCUCAAACAGGAACAUCAGCUCCCCACAGGGUCUCCAGCGGCACGGCCCUCAAAUUGCAACAUCAGCUCCCCACCAGGUCUCCAGCUGCAUGGCCCUCAAACUGGAACAUCAGCUGCCCGCUGGGUAUCGAGCUGCACGGCCCUCAAAUUCAGACAUGACCUCCUUCCCCAGGUCUCCAGCUGCAUGGCCCUCAAACCAGAACAUCAGCUCCCCGCCAGGUCUCCAGCUGCAUGGCCCUCAAACUGGAACAUCAGCUCCCUGCCAGAUCUCCAGCUGCAUGGCUCUCAAACAGUAACAUCAGCUCCCCACAGGGUCUCCAGCUGCACGGCCCUCAAACUGGAACAUCAGCUCCCCACCGGGUAUCCAACUGCAUGGCCCUCAAACGGGAACAUCAGCUCCCCACCAGGUAUCCAGCUGCACGGCACUCGAAUUCGGACAUGA
Messenger RNA from Pongo pygmaeus (Bornean orangutan), 1732 nucleotides. RefSeq lists its product as uncharacterized. The record is from RefSeq and is a predicted model, not a curated record. NCBI's taxonomy places the organism in Eukaryota, Metazoa, Chordata, Mammalia, Primates, Hominidae. Bases 773 to 1732 code for a protein of 319 amino acids. The transcript has a single exon.